AUGGCCAUGAAGAUCAUGGAGAAGAUCAGGAAUGUGUUUCGUGAGGCACACAGAAUUCUCUAUGUUUGUGAAAGUCAGUCUCUGAGGAAUUUCGUCAGGAAAGAAUUUCUGCUCGGAAAAGCUGCUGGGAAAAUGAACAUCAGUAUUGAUUUAGACACAAACUAUGCUGAGCUGGUUCUACAUGUGGGAAGAGUCACUCUUGGAGAGAACAAUAGAAAAAAAAUGAAGGAUUGUCAACUGAGAAAACAGCAGAAUGAAAAUGUCUCACGAGCUGUGUGUGCUCUGCUGAAUUCUGGAGGGGGAUUUAUCAAGGCUGAAGUUGAGAAUGAAGACUAUAGUUAUAAAAAAGAUGGAAUAGGACUAGAUUUGGAAAAUUCUUUCAGUAAUAUGCUGCCAUUUGUUCCCAAUUUCCUGGACUUCAUGCAGAAUGGUAACUACUUUCACAUUUUUGUGAAAUCAUGGAGCUUGGAAACCUCUGGUCCGCAGAUUGUCACGUUGAGCUCCAGUUUGUACAAGAGAGAUGUAACAUCUGCAAAAGUCAUGAAUGCUUCUGCUGCACUGGAGUUCCUCAAAGACAUGGAAAAAACUGGAGGGAGAGCAUAUUUAAGACCAGAAUUUCCUGCAAAGAGGGCCAAUGUCGAUGUACAAGAAGAAAGUAACAUGGAAGCCUUGGCUGCUGAUUUUUUUAAAAGAACAGAACUUAAUUAUAAAGAAAAAUUGACCUUUACUGAAUCCACACACGUUGAAAUUAAAAACUUCUCGACAGAAAAGUUGUUACAACGAAUUACAGAGAUUCUCCCUCAAUAUGUUUCUGCAUUUGCAAAUACUGAUGGAGGAUAUUUAUUCGUUGGUCUAAAUGAAGAUAAAGAAAUAAUUGGCUUUAAAGCAGAGAAGAGUUAUCUUACUAAGUUAGAAGAAGUAACAAAAAAUUCCAUUGGGAAACUGCCUGUGCAUCACUUCUGUGUGGAGGAGGGGACGAUAAAUUACUUAUGCAAAUUCCUUGGAGUAUAUGAUAAAGGAAGGCUUUGUGGAUAUGUGUAUGCACUCAGAGUGGAACGUUCCUGCUGUGCAGUGUUUGCUAAAAAGCCUGAUUCCUGGCACGUGAAAGAUAACAGAGUGAAGCAGUUGACCGAGAAGGAAUGGAUCCAGUUCAUGGUGGAUUCAGAACCAGUAUGUGAAGAACGGCCCUCUCCAGCAAGUACAUCAUCACCUCUCUCCCAGAGUUGUCCUCUUCGUGAAUAUAUUAACUUCAAAAUUCAGCCACUGAGAUAUCACCUUCCAGGGCUAUCAGGAAAGAUAACUUGUACUCCAGAAACCCUCUGCAGAAAUCUGUUCUCACAACAUGAAGGACUUAAGCAAUUAAUAUGUGAAGAAAUGGGCUCUGUCAGUAAGGGCUCACUGAUCUUCUCUAGGAGCUGGUCUCUGGAGCUGGGCUUGCAAGAGAACCACAAAGUCCUCUGUGAUGCUCUUCUGAUUUCCCAGGACAAGCCUCCAGUCCUAUACACCUUCCACAUGGUACAGGAUGAGGAGUUUAAAAGCUAUUCUACACAAACUGCCCAAAUUUUAAAACAGAAGCUGGCAAAAAUUGGUGGUUACACUAAAAAAGUGUGUGUCAUGACAAAGAUCUUCUACCUGAGCUCUGAAGGCAAGACAAGCUGCCAGUAUGAUUUAAACUCGCAAGUAAUUUACCCUGAAUCCUACUAUUGGACAACAGCUCAAACAAUGAAAGACUUGGAAAAGGCCCUUUCAAAUAUCUUACCUAAGGAGAAUCAAAUCUUUUUGUUUGUUUGUUUGUUUUGUUUUUGUUUGUUCAUUUGUUUGUUUUUUCUUGAGAUGAGUCUCGCUCUGUCACCCAGACUGGAGUGUAGUGGCAUGAUCUCGACUCACUGCAACCUCUGCCUCCUGGGUUCAAGCAAUUCCCCACCUCAGCCUCCCGAGUAGCUGGGAUUACAGGUGCCUGCCACCACGCAGGGCUAAUUUUUUUUUUUUUUGUAUUUUUAGUAGAGAUGGGGUUUCACCAUCUUGGCCAGGCUGGUCUUGAACUUUUGACCUCGUGAUCCACCCGCCUCGGCCUCCCAAAAUGCUAGGAGUACAGACAUGAGCCACCGCUACUGGCUGGAGAAUCAAUUCUUUUACAGGCCAAUUAGCCUUUGACAUUUCCAGCGUCUCCCAGAUAAUCAGUGUAGAUAAGGAUGUUUAAAUCUUGUCCAAUGCUCACUUGAAUCAUGGAAGAUGGACUGGGCUACAGAGAUAUUUUUCAUUAUAUAUUCAAUAACAUUCUCUAAUUCUCUAAAAACAUGUCUUUGAAAACUUUGCAAGUUAAGCAACUUGACGUGAUGUUGGAAAACUGGGAUUAGCCUAUGUUCACUUCUUCCUAAGUUCUUUAUAGAUAUUCCUUAAGGGAUAUUAGGAAAAUUAAUUACCUACACAUGUUUUGCCAUACCAAGAUGUCAUUUGACUAUAAAGGAAAUAUCAGACAUUCUUAUCCAAUGGACAUGGAAAACAUAGUUCUCUAACACCUUCUUGAAAACUACAUUGCAAUGAAAUUCAGCCAAUGGAAAUAUUACUCAAAAUGGAGAACUUGUUGAGUUGGGUGGAUCACUUGAGGUCAGGAGUUGAAGACCAGACUGGGCAACAUGGUGAAACCCAGUCUCUACUAAAAAUAUAAAAAUUAGCCAAGUGUGGUGGCACACACAUGUAGUCCCAGCUACUCGGGAGGCUGAGGCAUGAGAAUUGCUUAAACCUAGGAAGUGGAGGUUGCAGUGAGCCAAGACCACACCACUGCACUCCAGCCUGGGCAAGAGAGCAAGACUCUGUCAUCUCUAUGCAAAUAAACUAGAAAAUCUAGAAGAAAUGGAUAAAUUCCUGAACACAUACGAUCUCCCAAGACUGAGCCAGGGAGAAGUCAAAUCCCUGAAUAGAUCAAUAACAAGUUCUGAAGUUGAGGCAGUAAUUAAUAACCAAAAAAAGCCCAGGACCGGAGAGAUUCACAGCUGAAUUCUACCAGAGGUACAAAGAGGAGCUGGUACCAUUUCUACUGAAACUAUUCCAAACAAUAAAAAAGGAAGGACUCCUGCCUAACUCAUUUUAUGAAGCCAGUAUCAUCCUGAUACCAAAACCUGGUAGGGACACAAUAAAAAAAGGAAAACUUCAGGCCAAUAUCCCUGAUUAACAUCAUUGCAAAAAUCAUCAAUAAAAUACUGGCAAACUGAAUCCAGUGGCACGUCAAAAAAGCUUAUCCACCACGAUCAAGUUGGCUUCAUCCCUGGGAUGCAAGGCUGAUUCAACAUACAUAAAUCAAUAAACGUAAUUCAUCACAUAAACGGAACCAAUAACAAAAACCAUAUGAUUAUCUCAAUAGAUGCAGAAAAAGACUUUGACAAAAUUCAACAUCCCUUUAUGUUAAAAACUCUCAAUAAACUGGGUAUUGAUGAAACAUAUCUCAAAACAAUAAGAGCUAUUUAUGACAAACCCACAGCCAAUAUCAUACUGAAUGGGCAAAAGCGGGAAGCAUUCCCUUUGAAAACUGGCACAAGACAAGGAUGCCCUCUCUCACCACUCCUAUUCAACAUAGUAUUGGAAGUUCUGGCCAGGGCAAUCAGGCAGGAGAAAGAAAUAAAUAUAUUCUAAUAGGAAGAGAGGAAGUCAAAUUGUCUUUAUUUGUAGAUGACAUGAUUUUAUAUCUAGAAAAUCCCAUCAUCUCAGCCCCCAAAUUCCUUAAGCUGAUAAGCAAAUUCAGCAAAGUCUCCAGAUACAAAAUCAAUGUGCAAAAGUCACAAGCAUUCCAUUACACCAACAAUAGACAAGCAGAGAGCCAAAUCAUGAGUGAACUCACAUUCACAAUCGCUAAAAACAGUCUAAAAUACCUAGGAAUAUAGCUAACAAGGGAUGUGAAGGACCUCUUCAAGGAGAACUACAAACCACUGCUCAAGGAAAUAAGAGAAGACAUAAACAAACGGAAAAACAUUCUAUCCUCAUAAAUAGGAAGAAUCAAUAUCAUGAAAAUGGCCACAUUGCCCAAAGCAAUUUAUAGAUUCAAUGUUAUUCCCAUCAAACUACCAUUGACAUUCCUCACAGAAUUUCAUAUGGAAUCAAAUGAGAAUUAAAUGAAAUUAAAUUUCAUAUGGAAUCAAAGAAGACCUUGUACAGCUAAGAUAAUCCUAAACAAAAAGAACAAAGCUGGAGGCAUUAUGCUACCUGACUUCAAACUACCCUACAUGGCUACAGUAACCAAAACAGCAUGGUACUGGUAUAAAAAGAGACAUAUAGACCAAUGGUACAGAACAGAGACCUCAGAAAUAACACCACACAUCUAUAACCAUCUGAUCUUCUACAAAUCUGACAAAAACAAGCAAUGGGGAAAGGAUCUUCUAUUCAAUAAAUGGUGCUGGGAGAACUGGCUAGCCAUAUGCAAAAAACUGAAACUGGAUCCCUUCCUUACACCUUAUACAAAAAUUAACCCAAGAUGGACUAAAGACUCAAACCGAAAACUGAAACUGGAUCCCUUCCUUAUACCUUAUACAAAAAUUAACUCAAGAUAUAUUAAAGACUUAAGUGUAAAACUCAAAACCAUAAAAACUCUAGAAGAAAACCUAGGCAAUACCAUUCAGGACAUGGGCAUGGGCAAAGACUUCAUGACAAAAACACCAAAAGCAAUUGCAACAAAAGCCAAAAUUGACAAAUGGGAUCUAAUUAAACUAAAGAGCUUCUGUAGAGGGAAAGAAACCACCAUCAGAGUGAACAGACAACCUACAGAAUGGAAGAAAAUUUUUGCAAUCUACCCAUCUGACAAAGGUCUAAUAUCCAGAAUGUAUAAGGAACUUAAACAAA
Molecule: messenger RNA, 4830 nt
Organism: Symphalangus syndactylus (siamang)
Lineage: Eukaryota; Metazoa; Chordata; Mammalia; Primates; Hylobatidae
Gene: SLFN12L
Product: schlafen family member 12 like
Source: RefSeq, a predicted model, not a curated record